UAUAUGCAUACUAUUCCAAAUGACCUGUAUAAAGCCAGACUUUGAGUUGAAAGAAAUCAACACUUGCUCUCCUCUCAAAUGGAUGGUGCGGAUACGGUUCGUGAAGAUGACCCCAAGGCCCCUUUGCUUCCCAUUCACAGGUCACAGAGCUUCAAUUCAUUCAUAAGAUCUAUUUUCACAUUGAAGAACUUCUUCGUCCUUCUCGGACCCUCCCUCUGCGCCUUCAUCUGCCUCUUUGUUAAGUUGAACAUUGACCGCGGAGACGGCAGCCGUAACAUGCUGGCGGUGCUCGCCUGGAUGUUCACCUGGUGGAUGACGGAGGCGGUGCCGAUGCCGAUAACCUCCAUGGCGCCGCUCUUCCUCUUCCCCCUCUUCGGAAUCGCCUCCGCCGAUGACGUGGCGCAUUCCUACAUGGACGACGUGAUCUCGCUUGUCCUUGGGAGUUUCAUACUCGCGCUUGCUGUUGAGCAUUACAACAUACACAGGAGAUUAGCUCUCAAUAUAACCCUGCUAUUCUGUGGUGAUCCAUUGAACCCACCCGUGCUCCUCCUGGGAAUAUGUGCCACGACAGCGUUCGUCAGCAUGUGGAUGCACAACGUGGCAGCAGCUGUUAUGAUGAUGCCCGUCGCGACUGGAAUAUUGCAGAGGCUGCCAUCGGGGCCCACUCGGUGCGUCCUCGUCACCAAUUUUUGCAAGGCUGUGGUUUUGGGGGUGACAUACUCUGCGGCUGUGGGAGGGAUGAGCACCCUCACCGGGACAGGUGUCAAUCUGAUACUGGUUGGGAUGUGGAAGAGCUACUUCCCUGAAGCCAGCCCCAUCAGCUUCAACACGUGGCUCUUCUUCGGCUUCCCACUAGCCUUGCUGAUUUUUAUUGCUCUGUGGGCCAUACUUUGCUUGUUGUACUGCAGGAAGGGGUCCAGUCAAGCUCUAUCAGCCUAUUUGGACAAAGCCCAUUUGAGGAGGGAGCUUGAUUUGCUCGGUCCAAUGGCUUUUGCGGAGAAGAUGGUACUAGCAAUAUUUUCGAUGUUGAUAGUAUUGUGGAUGACGAGGAACAUAACAGACGACAUCCCUGGUUGGGGAUCACUGUUCAAGGGUCGUGCUGGUGAUGGAACUGCUAGUGUGAUGAUGGCAACACUACUGUUCAUAAUCCCAAACAAGAAGCAGCCAGGGGAGAAGCUAAUGGACUGGAACAAAUGCAAGAAACUGCCGUGGGGCAUCGUACUCCUACUGGGGGCUGGAUUCGCAAUAGCUGACGGUGUUCGGACCAGCGGCCUGGCCGACGUGCUAUCUGAAAUGCUGGAUUUCUUAGAGAAAGCGCCGUACUGGGCCAUCGCCCCGGCCGUGUGCCUCAUUAGCAGCACCAUUACCGAAUUUACCUCCAACAACGCCACCACGACCCUUGUCAUUCCCCUUCUAAUUCAAAUUGCACAAACUAUGCAUCGGCACCCGCUGCUGCUCAUAAUUCCUGGUUCUAUUGGAGCACAGUUUGCAUUUUUGUUGCCGACUGGGACGCCUUCCAACAUCGUUGGGUUCACGACAGGGCAUAUUGAGAUCAAUGAUAUGUUGAUAACAGGGACUCCGCUCAAAAUUGCUGGCAUUCUUGUGUUAUCUGUUCUUAUGCCGACACUUGGAGCUUUUGUUUUCGGGACAAAUGAGCCACUGCAGAACUUGUCUAGGAGCUAGUUAACAAGUCUGGCGAUGCCUUAAUUUUGGGUGAAAUCAAUUUCUCUGCUUUGUAAUUUUUUAUUUCGAUAUAUAUAUAUUUUUUGUCGGGAUAUAAAUAUUUUCUUGUUACAUUUAUGUAACACAUAAGAAUUUCAAUUUGUAAAGGUAUAUAUAGGUUGAUUUUGUACCUCGUUA
Molecule: messenger RNA, 1860 nt
Organism: Sesamum indicum (sesame)
Lineage: Eukaryota; Viridiplantae; Streptophyta; Magnoliopsida; Lamiales; Pedaliaceae
Gene: TDT
Product: tonoplast dicarboxylate transporter
Biological process (GO): transmembrane transport
Cellular component (GO): plasma membrane
Molecular function (GO): transmembrane transporter activity
Source: RefSeq, a predicted model, not a curated record